Messenger RNA from Ruditapes philippinarum (Manila clam), 653 nucleotides. RefSeq names its product prefoldin subunit 4-like. Gene Ontology annotation, cellular component: prefoldin complex; cytoplasm. Gene Ontology annotation, biological process: protein folding. The record is from RefSeq and is a predicted model, not a curated record. The coding region runs from base 111 to 512 and encodes 133 amino acids. Lineage: Eukaryota; Metazoa; Mollusca; Bivalvia; Venerida; Veneridae. The transcript is spliced from 4 exons.
AAUUAUUGUAUUUCAUAAAUAUUUUUUUCUAGGCUUUUUUGUUUUUUUUAAAGAUAACGAAGUCUUGAUUUUUGACAAUUUAUUUUCAUAAUUCACUUCUCUGCUGAAAGAUGGCCACCACCAUAAAAGAUAUGGAUGCUGAUGCUCAAGUCACUUUUGAGGAUCAACAGAAGAUUAACAAAUUUGCAAGGAACAAUUCCAAAUUACAAGAUAUUAAAGAAGAGUUAAAAGCAAAGAAGAAAGAGUUAGAGAAUCUUGAAUUUGCUGAAGAAGAAUUGAUGAUGUUAGAAAGUGACGAUUCACUUAUUCCAUACCAAGUUGGCGAGGUUUUUAUCAGCGUAGAUUCCGACGAGACAAACAGCAUGCUGGAGAAGGCCAAACAGGCCACUCGUGAACACAUGGAGACAUUGGAAAAACGAGCGACGGAACAUAAGAAAACUCUUCAAGAUCUUAAAGUUCAACUUUAUGCAAAGUUUGGAACAAAUAUUAACUUAGAAGAAGAAGAAGAUUAGGGGUUCAUUAAUUCUCAUUUUCAUUAACUUUUGUGAUUCAGACGUUAGGACUGUACAGUACUGAUUGUCAGUUUUAAUUAACUAGGUGUUCAAGAGAUAAUUCCGUACAAAAUGAAUUGAUUUUUACUUUUAUUAACUUAC